Molecule: messenger RNA, 552 nt
Organism: Staurois parvus
Lineage: Eukaryota; Metazoa; Chordata; Amphibia; Anura; Ranidae
Source: the annotation of a GenBank genome assembly
UGCCCCAUCAUUGGUGUCAGUGGGGAAUCGUGCCCCAUCAUUGGUGUCAGUGGGAAUAAUUGUGCCCCAUCAUUAGUGUCAGUGGGAGGAAUAGUCCCACAUCAUUGGUGUCAGUGGGAAGAAACGUGCCCCAUCAUUGGUGUCAGUGGGAAGAAACGUGCCCCAUCAUUGGUGUCAGUGGGAGGAAUAGUGCCCCAUCAUUGGUGUCAGUGGGAAGAAUCAUGCCCCAUCAUUGGUGUCAGUGGGAGGAAUAGUGCCCCAUCAUUGGUGUCAGUUGGAGGAAUAGUGCCCCAUCAUUGGUGUCAGUGGGAGGAAUAGUGUCCCAUCAUUGGUGUCAGUGGGAGGAAUAGUGUCCCAUCAUUGGUGUCAGUAGGAGGAAUAGUACGUCAUUGGUGUCAGUGGGGGGGGAAUAGUGUCCCAUCGUUGGUGUCAGUGGGGGGAGGAAUACUGCCACAUCGUUGGUGUCAGUGGGGGGGAAUAGUUUUUUCCCAUCGUUGGUGUCAGUGGGGGGCAGGAAUACUGCCACAUCGUUGGUGUCGGGGGGAGGAAUAG